AUGGCAGCACCCCCUCUCCCCCCCUCCUCCUCCUCCUCCAAUCCCGCUCCUCGCAAGCUGCCGUCUGUGCCUGUCACCAGCGUCGCAAUGACGGUUGCUUACGACUCUUCGUUCCGGGGUUGGUCCUCGGGCUCUCACGGAGCCGUCUGCCUGGAAGACAAGUUCGAGGUCCUGAAGGAUGUCGGUGACGGAAGCUUUGGCAGCGUCUCGCUGGCACGCGUGCGGAGCGCCGGCGCUCACAUCGCACGGAGAGGCACCUUGGUUGCCAUCAAGACGAUGAAGAAGACGUUCGACAACUUCAACCAAUGUCUGGAGCUAAGAGAAGUCAUUUUCCUGCGAUCAUUACCCAACCACCCCCACCUUGUGCCCGCCCUCGACAUCUUCCUGGAUCCCAUGAGCAAGAAGCUGCACAUUGCCAUGGAGUACAUGGACGGCAACCUCUACCAGCUCAUGAAGGCGCGCGACCACAAGCGCCUGGACUGCUCCACCGUCAAGAGCAUCCUCUUCCAGAUCAUCUCGGGCCUCGAGCACAUCCACGAGAACAACUUCUUCCACCGCGACAUCAAGCCCGAGAACAUCCUCGUCUCGACAUCUGCCCCCGACACAGGCAACGCAUUCAAGAGAUACUCCGCUCUCGUCACGCCGCCCUCGACCCCCCCUUCGUACACCAUCAAGAUCGCCGAUUUCGGUCUCGCCAGAGAAACCCACUCCAAGCUCCCCUACACAACCUACGUCUCGACGCGUUGGUACAGAGCUCCCGAGGUCCUCCUUCGCGCCGGCGAAUACUCGGCCCCCGUCGACAUCUGGGCCGUUGGUGCCAUGGCCGUGGAGAUCGCAACCCUCAAGCCCCUUUUCCCCGGCGGCAACGAGGUCGACCAGGUCUGGAGGGUGUGCGAGAUCAUGGGCAGCCCUGGAAGCUGGGUCAACAAGCACGGCGCCAAGGUUGGCGGCGGCGAGUGGAAGGAUGGCAUCAGGCUGGCCCAGAAGCUGGGCUUCUCGUUCCCCAAGAUGGCACCUCACGCCAUGGACACCAUUCUGCAGGCGCCCGAGUGGCCCGCAAGCCUGGCACAGUUUGUCACUUGGUGUUUGAUGUGGGAUCCCAAGGCCCGCCCGACUUCUACUCAGGCCCUGUGCCACGAGUUCUUCCAGGACGCCGUCGACCCGCUCCGCCCCAAAUCGUCCGCCUCGCGUUUCCUCAACCGCAAGCACUCCGACAUGAGCAACACGUCCGGCAAAGACUCGACCGACACGCCCAGCCUCACCUCGAAGACGUCUUCUUGGUUCCGCAAGUCUUUGGUUGCCAGGGACAGCUCCCCCGCCAUUCCGCAGCACAUCAGCGCGCCGAAACCCAUUUCCCCUCAGCCUUCGCCUCAGGCCUCGAACACGUCCGCCGGCACCCUGACGACUAAGCAGAGACGAGACGCAGCGAAGAGGGCCACCUGGACGAAUGGUGUUUCAGGAAAUGUCACCGCUCAGGCCGGCCAGAACCCCAGUGCGAACGAGAAAGCCACGAAGAAAAUCGGCCGCCAGCUGUCGCUCGCGUCGCACGGUAACCACUACGCAGAUAUCCACCGCGCCGAAGCGGAGCGUGCCCUGAACGGACAGUCCGGCCUCGCAUCCCCAUCGAAUCCAUUCAAGGAGGGCUUCUUCUCCCAUCUUCGCAAGCGUGCAAGGCGACUUUCUGGUCGGUACCAAGCUCCACCUUCUCCCUCGUCAGGCGACAUCGAAGCAAGCGCAGGAUGUCUAGCUUGGGGCAGCAGCAGCAACCGGCACUCAAUGAACAUUGAUCCCCCACCUGCACCCACGAGCAACCCAAUGCAACAGUCAGACUUUGCUGAGAUGGACAAGGCCUUGCAGCACGUGCGUUAUAGUUUGGAAGGACUCUCCCCGGCCGGUAGCGUGAAGGCGUCCCCCUCGCCGCGGGUGGCAAGCAACCCGAUGCUGAAGCGACACCACUCCUUGCCCCACGGAAGCGAUAGCAAUGGCAGAGGCCCCGUUUCGAGUCGAACUCGCCGCGCCGUCCAGCAGCAGCCCUCGGCCGGCCACCGUUACGAGACGCCCAACGAAGAGGAAGAGCUGCUUGACGAAGCGCUGGUUUCUGCACACAAGGCUUCGAAGCGGUUGGCGAGAAACGACGGCCCGACAAGUAACCCUGCAUAUCUGACACCUUCCCCAUCUGCAAACCGCAACGUCAGCUUUGGCAAUGGCAGUUACUCGACACCCACCAAGCCCGUCGACAUCGCGAAGCGCCAGCACCCGCAAGCUGCUGAUCCCAAGUGGCCGACGCCGCCGUACGAGGAGAACGAGUGGGCUGCAGCUGCAGCAGCGAGUAUCUUCGCCGCCCAGAACGCCUAUCGGUGA
Lasiodiplodia theobromae is the source of this 2361-nucleotide messenger RNA. Its product is annotated as Meiosis induction protein kinase. Gene Ontology annotation, molecular function: protein serine/threonine kinase activity; ATP binding. Gene Ontology annotation, cellular component: cytoplasm; nucleus. The coding region runs from base 1 to 2361 and encodes 786 amino acids. The transcript is spliced from 4 exons. Lineage: Eukaryota; Fungi; Ascomycota; Dothideomycetes; Botryosphaeriales; Botryosphaeriaceae. The record is from RefSeq and is a predicted model, not a curated record. Gene Ontology annotation, biological process: intracellular signal transduction; protein phosphorylation.